ACGGGAAACCGUCACCGUCGAGGGAAGAAAACUGCUUCCAGUGAAUUGAUUGCCCUCUGCACCAUUGAGGAAAAGUUGUGACCACCGCCAUCCAGUUGGUGUGAAUGGUGUGAAGAAAAAGGAUUAAGCGACCGUAACUAAAGCCUCUCCUGUUAAUUAAUCAAACCAUUAUGCGAUGAUUAUACGCGCUAGUGCGACUCCGACGACGACGACGACGACGACUAGGACGACCUCCUCAAGUUUCGCGUCCUCUUCCAAGCUCCUCUGCCAUCAUCGAAUCAACGCCGAUCCUGCCAGCAGUCAUUACCGUCAUCAUCGAUACCAUCAGUGGAAAGUCGUAGAGCGUGACCAACCGACACCAGAAUGGCCACCACUGCCCGGAGUACGUCGGUCAUUUUCGGAGUGGCCCUGCUACUACUGGGCUUCCUGAAAGAGGUGAUGGCUGUAAAAAACUACACCCUAAAACCACGAGUGGUUCUUCCUGAAGACUAUGUUAAAGAGGUGAGGCCACCGUCCAAGAAGGGCACUCCAGUGGUAGUCGAGUUUAGCAUAUUCGUCGUCGACAUCAACUCGAUCAACGUGGAGGACAUGGACUUCAGAGUAGAUAUGUUUGUGCACCAGAAGUGGGUCGAAUCGCGGCUGGAUUUGCACGAUGACAUCUUUGAGGAGGGUGACGAUCACGUUAUACUUCCGCCCGAGUUUUUCGACAACCUCUGGCAGCCGGAUCCGUACUUUCUGAACUCGAAAAUUUCAGAAAUCGCAACCCUGACGCACAAGUUCUCCUCGGUAACGCUGUACAAAAAUUCAACGGUCCGGUACGCGUGUAUGAUGCACGCGAUCAUCGCCUGCCAGAUGGAGUUCCAGCUGUACCCGAUGGACAUCCAGAUCUGUCCGAUCUACAUCGAGAGCUUUUCCUACCACAAUCAGAAGAUUCGGCUCAAGUGGGCCGACAACGGGGUCACCAUCAACCCGGAGCUCAAGCUGCUGCAGUACAACCUGGGUCAGCCACUGCAGCUGGAGGAGACCGACGGGUACAUGCCGGAAAAGUACGGAAACUUUUCCCGCCUGGCGGUGUACUUCCGGUUCGAGCGCCAGAUUGGCCACCAUCUGAUCCAAACCUUCGCUCCGUCCACGCUGGUAGUGAUGCUGUCCUGGUUCAGCUUCUGGCUCGGCCUGGACGCCAUCCCGGGCCGGGUAACGCUACUGGUGACCUGCAUGCUCACCCUCGUCACCAUGUUCACCGGAAUGCGGGCGGACAUCCCGCCGGUGGCAUACGUUAAGGCCCUGGACCUCUGGAUGGCCGGCUGCAUGAUGUUCGUGUUCUCCGCGCUGGCCGAGUUUGUGGUGGUCAAGGUGCUGGACGUCCAGUACCAGUACCAGGUGAACAAGGUUCCGAAGGUGCUUCCGAUGCGAAUCAGUGCCAUGGAGAAGGGCCAGUGUGCGACGGUGGCCAACUGGGAGGGCGGAACGGUGAGCGUCCGACCGCGGAAAUCAACCCAAACUCCGACCACCCCCGGCCAGGUGUCCCUGCAGGGUAACGGAGGUCCACAGCCACCGUCGGCGAAGCAACCCACGCGGCGGCAAAGUAUCCUGUCGGUGGCCUGGACCGACACCGAUACCGGCAUCGAGAAGAUCAUGUGGCGCGAAAUCGACAAAAUGUCCCGCGUGGUGUUUCCGGUGCUGUUUCUGGUGUUUCUCAUACUCUACUGGCCAAUACUGAUCUUUAAAACGUCCUGAUCGGCGUCACAUUCCAGACCGUCGUAGAGUGUUUUAAAACAUGCAGUUCAGUCUCUUAAGUUGUGUUAUCUAAAACUGAAUCUUCAUCCUUUCCUUUCCUCUCCAGCACCUAAGAUUAAGACAACUCGUUUGCGUAUCUCACAUAUAUAAUCAUUAUGAAAUUUAAAGCGUAGCUCAUCACUGACUUUUUGAAUUAAUUUCAUUUUGAAAUUUAAUCGUGAGUAAUUUACCACCAAUCCCGGAAAUGGAUUUUACUUAUAUUUAUGGAUUUGGCUCAAACUUUGAGGGGGCCUUCCCUGUAACCAAAGAAGUAAUUUUGUGUCAUUUGUUCAACUAUGGUCCCCUUGGAACGAGCUGUCAAGUAGGACCUUUUCUGUCAAGAAGAACCGAUAAGUUAUUUUUUUUUAAAU
Messenger RNA from Culex pipiens pallens (northern house mosquito), 2147 nucleotides. It is a transcript of the gene alka, whose product is annotated as glycine receptor subunit alpha-2. Bases 364 to 1737 code for a protein of 457 amino acids. NCBI's taxonomy places the organism in Eukaryota, Metazoa, Arthropoda, Insecta, Diptera, Culicidae. Gene Ontology annotation, molecular function: chloride channel activity; extracellular ligand-gated monoatomic ion channel activity; transmembrane signaling receptor activity. Gene Ontology annotation, cellular component: synapse; neuron projection; membrane. The transcript has 7 exons. The record is from RefSeq and is a predicted model, not a curated record. Gene Ontology annotation, biological process: chloride transmembrane transport; regulation of membrane potential; nervous system process.